AUGUCUCCAAAGGCAUUAUCAGCACAGGUGUUACUAAUAGCCUUUCUACUCCUCCUCGUCCCUUCAUCAGCCGAAAACGAAACCGAUGGCGAGUCCCGUUGCAAUUGCGAGGAAGACGUUGGUUUCUGGACGAUCGAGACCAUCCUCAACUGCCAGCGAGUGAGCGACUUCAUGAUCUCGGUAGCCUACUUCUCGAUCCCAAUCGAGCUCGUUUACUUCCUCAGCUUCUCCACAAUCCCGUUCAAAUGGGUCAUCGUCGAGUUCAUUGCCUUCAUUGUCCUCUGCGGCAUGACCCACUUCCUCAAUGGCUGGACCUACGGACCCCACCCUUUCCAAAUCAUGCUUGCCUUAACCGUCUUCAAAUUCCUCACAGCCAUGGUCUCGUUCGCCACCGCAAUUACCCUCCUCACCCUCCUCCCGCUUCUGCUGAAAAUAAAAGCAAGAGAGCAUUUGUUAAAAAAAAAGGCGUGCGACCUCGACCGCGAGGUCGCCAUAAUCAUGAAGCGUAAAGAGGCCGGCUUACACGUCCGUAUGCUGACUCAGGAGAUCCGCAAGUCUCUCGACCGUCACACGAUCCUCCACACGACCCUCGUCGAGCUCUCCAAGCUUCAGCUCGUCCGUCAUCCCUUACGGCGACGCGGACGUGCUCGAGGUGAAGAAGGGCGGAGNGCGGGGCCCGGCCCGCCGGGCGCGGUGGCGGCCGUCCGCCUCCCGAUGCUCCGCGUCGCCAACUUUAAAGACGGCGGCACGCCGGAGAUGGUCCCGCAGUGCUAUGCAGUCCUCGUCCUCGUGCUGCCGAGUUGUACCGAGGAAAGUGAAGAAGUCGCGGGCCAGCGGUCGUGGGGCCCGCAGGAGCUCGGGAUCGUGGAGGCCGUGGCCGACCAGGUGGCGGUGGCCGUCUCGCACGCGGCAGUGCUGGAGGAGUCGCAGAGCAUGCAGGAGAGGCUGGCCGAGCAGAACCGGGCGCUGGAGGUCUCGAGGCAGGACGCGCUCAUGGCGAACCUGGCGCGGGCUGCGUUCGAGCGGGUGAUGAGUUACGGGCUGCGGAGGCCCAUGCACUCGGUUCUUGGGCUUCUGUCUGUGCUGCAGGGGGAUGGGGGUCGGCUUGGAGUGGACCAGCGGCUGCUCGUGGACGCGAUGGUUAAGACGGGUGGGGUUCUCUCGGUUUUGAUUGGGGAUGUGAUGGGUGCGUCGGGAAGGGUUCGGGCCGGGCCGAGGAGGAUGGAAAUGAAGAUGUUUGGAAUGCACGCGAUGAUUAGGGAGAUUGCGUGUCUUGCGAAAUGCUUGUGUGCGUAUGUGGGGUAUGGUUUUGUGGUUGAGGUAGAGAGGGAGCUGCUGGACAAUGUGAUGGGAGAUGAGAGGAGAGUGUUUCAGGUGAUUCUGCAUAUGGUGAGGCAUUUGUUGGACUCGGGUGGUGGGAUUGGGAUUGGAGGAGGGUGCCUUACGCUCAGGGCUUACUCGGUGGGGGGGUGGAGUGAGCAGAGCUGGGGGCAGUGCAUGGGGAGCUCGUCUGAUGGGUAUGUGCAUGUGAGGUUUGAGGUUGGAAUUUGUUGGGGUGGGUCGUCUUUGUCGGAUGGCGGGCUUCAUAUGGCUGCUGAGCACAGUGGAAGGUUGGGGGAGAGCUUGAGCUUUCUGGCGUGCAAGAAGCUUGUUAAGCAGCUAAUGCAAGGUGAUGUCUGGGUGAGUUCCAACCCAGAAGGGUUCUAUCAGAGCAUGAUCCUCGUCCUCCGAUUUCACGUCCCCUCAUCUUUGGCCUCCGAGCAGUUGGAAAACUCAAACUCCAUCUUCCACGGCCUCAGGGUCCUCCUGGUCGACCCGGAUGACUUGAACCGGACCGUGACCCGGAAGCUUCUAGAGAAACUGGGCUGCGCUGUCUCAUCUGUCUCCUCCGGAUACGAGUGUCUAAAUGCUGUGGGCCCCGACAUGUCAUCGUCUUCCUCAUGCCAGGUCGUGCUUUUGGACCUCCAGCUGCCUGAUCUGGACGGGUUUGAGGUCAGCACAAGGAUUCGGAAGUUUCGGAGCCGUAAUUGGCCGCUGAUUGUGGCCUUGACAGGGAAUGACGAGAGUGAUGUGGCGGAAAGGUGUGUGGGGUCUGGGAUGAACGGCUUCAUUCAGAAGCCAGGUACUCUGCAAGAGAUCUCAGAUGAGCUUAAGCGCAUCUUGAUGCAGGUGAAAUGGAUUUAGUGCAUUAGGAUGGGGAUGAAUGGGUCCCUGUAAGAAUAAAACGACGUAAGAUAAUUGUGAUAUUUGCAAUAAAGGUAGCUAGCUUGUGAAAAAAAAUGGUAUAGAAAAUUUAUACUGUCUUGGGUUCGCUUUUCUGUUGUUGAGGGUUGAAUCCACACGUCGGCUGCUAACUAAACUGGAGCCUUCGUAAUUUGAUCUUUGAAGUUUGGAAAUAUUCGUUACGGUCUUUGAAGUGUGUGAUUGGUUGCAGCUUAUGGACUGGACCAACCAUAAGUUGACAUGUGUGAGUGAGCUUAUGCUAGGUUCAAGUCAAAACUCCAGUGGAGUUGAGAGAUAUAUGUUUAGAGGAGGGAUUUGUGGGGAAGUGAAAUUUCGAAAGUUCAGUAGACAAAGUGUGACACUGUACUGUGAUGCUGCUUGCUUGUGUUCUUCGAGAAACAAAUGGCUGGUGUGUAACGUAAUGCAUGUGAUUUGGGUACUUGAAAAUGCUGUUUGCUUUCUUCUUCUGGCUGUUUCUUUUACAAAUUCCAAUUUUGAUUCAUUAAGUUUUUUUUUUUUUUAGUUAA
Molecule: messenger RNA, 2750 nt
Organism: Striga asiatica
Lineage: Eukaryota; Viridiplantae; Streptophyta; Magnoliopsida; Lamiales; Orobanchaceae
Source: the annotation of a GenBank genome assembly